CUUAAUACAGGGUCGAAGUAUAUGAUUUCUGGGUCUUGAAUAUCAGCAUCUGGGUCUUAUUUUAUUUGGUUUUUUUAACCUUUUUUAGGCUAUACGAGUUGGUUUUUGUGUUAAAUUUUUUAUUUUUAUUUUUACUAAAUAGAAAAGGUAGGGGUUUUUAUUGUAGUAUUAGAAGAUGCAACAUAUUAGGAGAUGCAGCGGUUUUUUGAGAUCUCAAAAUGGGCUGCCUUUAUUUUUGGAGAGAAAGAUUGUUAAGGGAGUAUCUGAUGUGGGUUUGGCGUCCUUUUCAACAUCCAUGGCUGCACAAAGAAGUGCACUUGGUAAUUCAGCCACUAGGCUGCCAAAGUCAGAUUAUGUGAGACAUUUUGCUUCCAAUGCCAACCAUUUGACUAAGGACAUACUUCGGGGUAAUGGUAUCCCUGCUAUGUAUGGAGGUAAAUCUAACAGAGAAUGCCUGGUUAGCCUUAGGUCACCCUUUCAAAUCAUGGAAAACCAUGGAGGAAGCACCAUUAAUAUUUGUGUUGCUAGAUCCUUUGCAUCGAAAGCUUCGAAGAAAGAGACACGAAAUCAAUCUGAGACCAGAAAAGAUUUAUCUACUGUCGAGGAUCCUUUUGAUGCUCCAACAUACAAUAUCCCAGAGAAGCCUGUGACGUUUACAGAGGGUGCUUCCUACAGCAUUAUAAUUCUUGCAGGACUUGGUGUUGCUGCUGCUGCAGCUUAUGCUGUUUUCAAGGAGCUGAUAUUUGAACCAAAAGAAUACAAGAUUUUUAACAAGGCUCUGAAAAGGAUUCAAGAUGACAGUCAGGUCAGGGUGAGGAUUGGAUCCCCUAUUACAGGUUAUGGUCAGGAAAGUAGAAAUCGUGCUGCUCGCCAACGUAUUCCCAAUAGGAUCUUUACUGAUGAAGAUGGUGUGGAGCAUGUCCAGAUUAAUUUCUAUAUUCGUGGGCCGCAUGGUGCUGGGAAGGUUUCUGCUGAGAUGUUCAAAGACAAAGUGGACAAGCAGUGGAAGUAUACAUACUUAAUUGUCGAGACCAUGCAACCUUCACGAUCACAGUUGAUUCUGGAGUCUUAUAUGCCUGCGCCAGUGGUUGCGUAAAACAUGUACACAAGCGUUCCAUAGCUUAGAUAUGGUUUCUUUUUGUAUCAAUUUGAUCUGGAGCUGGGGUUGCUAGCUCUCGUCAAUAGAUAUGAAUAAUUUGUAUACGUUCUCGUGAGAUUGAUCCUUAGUUUUCUUGAGAGUUCCAGUUUUGUCCUUCUGAGCUGAUAAAUUUUUUGUUCACUGAGAGAGCAAAGAUCCUGAAAUGUGAUUGGUUGGUCAUUGAAUUAAACAAUUUUGUUGGUGAUUAA
Molecule: messenger RNA, 1347 nt
Organism: Populus trichocarpa (black cottonwood)
Lineage: Eukaryota; Viridiplantae; Streptophyta; Magnoliopsida; Malpighiales; Salicaceae
Product: probable mitochondrial import inner membrane translocase subunit TIM21
Exons: 8
Coding region: 176-1096 (306 amino acids)
Biological process (GO): protein import into mitochondrial matrix
Cellular component (GO): TIM23 mitochondrial import inner membrane translocase complex
Source: RefSeq, a predicted model, not a curated record